Messenger RNA from Nerophis ophidion (straightnose pipefish), 4209 nucleotides. It is a transcript of the gene stx18, whose product is annotated as syntaxin 18. Gene Ontology annotation, molecular function: SNAP receptor activity. The transcript has 11 exons. Gene Ontology annotation, biological process: retrograde vesicle-mediated transport, Golgi to endoplasmic reticulum; intracellular protein transport. Bases 57 to 1028 code for a protein of 323 amino acids. The record is from RefSeq and is a predicted model, not a curated record. NCBI's taxonomy places the organism in Eukaryota, Metazoa, Chordata, Actinopteri, Syngnathiformes, Syngnathidae. Gene Ontology annotation, cellular component: endoplasmic reticulum; SNARE complex; membrane.
CGUCCUGGUGACGUCAUGUUCUGGUGACGUGUCGGUUUGUUUACACCGCCGCUAACAUGGCCGCGGACAUAACUCUGCUGUUUAAAGCCAGCGUCAAGACCGUCAAGACCAGGAACAAGGCGAUAGGCAUUGGCUUGGAUUCGGCGAAGGAUGAGAUGUUCAAGAGGAGCCGGGCCAAGGGUGGCUUUUCUCCGAAGGCCAAAGAAGUGAUCACGAACAUCACCAAGCUCAAAGACUUUUUGCUGCAACACAGGAAGGAUUAUGUGAGUUCAGGAAGUCUCAUCUCAUCAGACCUCUCCCGCAUGACAGACAGUGAACGCGAUCAAAUCGACCAGGAUGCCCAGAUCUUCAUGAGAACAUGUUCCGAGGCUAUCAAGCAGCUACGCACUGAAGCUGAGAAGCAGGUGACAUCAGCCCAAACUAAAGAGCACAGGCGUGCUGUCUUGGACCUCGUUGACAUGUAUUUGAAAGGAGUUUGUAAGCUGUACUCGGAGCAGAGGGCCAUACGAGUCAAGAGAAUGGUGGACAAGAAGAGACUGUCCCGGCUGGGAUCUGAGCAGCAGAGUCGCGUGGAGAAAAGAGUAGAUGAGGAGCCUGCCAAGGAAAAGAGUGUAAAGGAGGAGAGUGCUGACAAGAAUGCUUCAGAGGUGCUGGACCCGAGCAUCAACCUGUGGGAAGAGAGCAAAGUGGAGGACGAGCUUUCUCCUGAGGAGAUUCAAAUGUUUGAGCAGGAAAACCAGAGGCUGGUGAGUGAGAUGAACAGCCUGGUGGAUGAAGUCAGACAAAUCGAGGGGAAGGUGGUGGAAAUCUCUCGACUGCAGGAGAUCUUUUCCGAGAAAGUCCUCCAACAAGAGACGGAGAUAGACAACAUUCACCAGCUGGUGGUGGGUGCCACAGAGAACGUGAAGGAAGGCAAUGAGGAUAUACGGGAGGCCAUCAAGAACAACGCUGGCUUCCGUGUGUGGAUCCUUUUCUUCCUGGUCAUGUGCUCCUUCUCGCUGCUCUUCCUGGACUGGUACGACAGCUAGCAGGACAAGAUGAUGCCACCGAGUACUUGUGUCACCUUGGACUAUAGAGACUGGUAACAGAGACCACUUCCUCAUCAUCUGUAGAGGGGAACUGCACUUUUUUUUAAUUUUUUUGGAACCUUUCACAAUCAUUACGAGGGACAAGAAGACAAAAGGUUGGUUUUUCUUUUGCAUUCUAACAUGUAAAGUGAAGUGAUUUCUAUUUGUAUAGCGCUUUUCUCUAGGGCUUUAAAGCGCUUUACAUAGUGAAACGUAUUAUCUGGGUUACAUUUAAAGCAGUGUGGGUGGCACUGGGAGUAUCUUGCCCAAGGACACAAUGGCAGUGACUAGGAUGGAACCUGGAACCCCAAACAAAUGUGUCUCGAUCUUGGAGGCUAGCAAUGUAGCUAAUGGGAGCAAUCAAUUCUACCUUUAAAUCACUUUAAAUAUACAUUCAUAAACUGUCAACAAUACUUAAUUUAAGUUGUGUAACCAGUAUAAUAACAAACUGUAGCAACAUUGUUAUUGUAAGAGCAAACACCGAGGAAGACUUUCUAGCGUACUAACACAUCGGCGUGCUACGGUAUUCGCUGUAAAAUGGAGCUAUGGCAAGAAAAAAGAUAGCAACUGCACCAACACAAAACGCGUGAGUUUGUAAUCAAUCAGUCAAUGUUUACUUAUAUAGCCCUAAAUCAAGAGUGUCUCAAAUAGCUGCACAAGCCACAACACAAUGUGAUAAGACACAAAUCUGUACUGACUGAAAACCAAUCUUAUUACAGUAUCUGUAAAGUAUUAUUACAUGUUUUGUUUGUACACAGCUAGCCAGACAGUGUAUAUACUGUAGUUCUACUAACACGCAUAACAUGCUGCGAGUAACAUGAUCAACAUUAAAGUGUGACUCACUCGAUGGACUGUUGUCUGUUAGGUCAAGAUGGCCAGGGACAUUUCUUUCCGGUUUAUUUGGGUAAGCACUCCGUUUAUGUUGACAGAGCUUGACUUCAAAUUCCACAUUUUGCAGCUUCGAGUCACUUUAACCUCACUCUCUCGGCUCCAACGUCUCACUCUUCCUUCAUGCUGGCUUCUAUAAGCAGCAUUUCAUCCUCAGUAUAUUCAGCUUAAAAAAAAAAUUAAAAAGUUGAAUCCUCAGUUCUCCAAAAUUAGUCGUCUUCGUUGUUUCUUACCCUUUCUACCAUGAAUUGAUUUACGUGGACCCCGACUUAAACAAGUCGAAAAACUUAUUGGGGUGUUACUAUUUAGUGGUGAAUUUGUACGGAAUAUGUACUGUACUGUGCAAUCUACUAAUAAAAGUUUCAAUCAAUCAAUCAAUUCUGCCAUGAUUAGAAGACACACAGACACAUUUGUUGCCGGAAGUAGGAAGUGCGUUGCUAUGCAAAAAGGAAGAAAUGUGCUGAGGAAUUAGUUCCGGCGAUGAUUAAAAUGACCAAAAUAGGGUAAAUAUCGUACAUAUUCCAUAUUGUCAUGAAGGUGUCUGUAUUACAUUAUCGUGGAGGGGGCGUGGCCUGCAGCGAAAAGGGGUGCGCCAGGUCCCGCGAAGCCACGCCCCCUCCACAAUUUUGUAUAUAUAUAUAUAUAUAUGUGUAUACUUGCAGUGUGUAUAUAAAACAUUGAUGGAGUUGUUUAGAGGCUUUGAAGCCACAUCUUGCAAGCGUUUUUCAUCUUUUAAAAAAUAAAAUAAAAAGAUUGAUUGAUUGAUUGAUUGAUUGAAACUUGUAUUAGUAGAUUGCACAGUACAGUACAUAUUCCGUACAAUUGACCACUAAAUGAUAACACCCGGAUAAGUUUUUCAACUUGUUUAAGUCGGGGUCCACGUAAAUCAAUUCAUGGUAGAAAUAUAUACUAUCAGUAUAAUGCAGUCAUCACAGAAGUUAAUCAUUAGAGUAUAUACUAGGGAUGCACCGAAAUGAAAAUUUGUGGCCGAAGCCGAAUAAAAUUUAAACGCUUGGCCGAAUACCGAAUAAUGAAUGCAGUUGUUCACAAUUUUUUUUAUAUUGCAUAAAUAGCCUAGAAUAAAUAUUUAGACAUGUUUUUCAAAUAAAGUAUUUUUUUAUUGAAUAUUGACAUUUUUUUAAUAUUCCAGUAGCCUUUGCUUUUCAAAAAAAGCACAAAGUUUUUCAUUUAUAUUAGGCCUUCAAACAAAACAUGCUUUCCAAAAAAAAUAAAGUGCAUUAAAGUGGAUAAACCAACAACAAAUAAAUUAUUGUCCUUUUGGCAAAAGUCUGCUUAGCCACAGUAGAUAUGCUAAUAAUGUAAACAGAAGGCUCAAGUAAAUCUCAAUUAAGUGUGUGCUUGUAACCUCAUACACUUAUACAGGUAGCCUACACAACAGGCUAAUAAUGUAAACAGAAGACCCACUAAAUCUCAAUAAGUGUGUGCUUGUAACCUCAUACACUUAUACAGGUACACAACAUAUUCCAACGUCACUGCACGUUGGUUGAUUGCGUCACCGCGUCAAAAAAUUGCGUCACACGCCACUAUUCGGCCUUGUUUUUAACUCAUUCCACCGAAGGCCGAAUGUGGCUUUUUUUGCCAUAUUCGGCCGAAUAUAUUCGGUUACCGAUUAAUCGGUGCAUCCCUAGUAUAUACAUUGAAUUAUUUACAAUCCCAGACACGUGUCUUCUUGUCUUUCAUAAUAAUUGUGGACGAUGAGCAAAAUCCUAAACAAACAAAGUGUAGUUCCCUUCAACAUUUGAGCACAAUGUCCACUUUAACCGAGCGACGGUCUUUGCUGGCGGUCCCACCAAAAAGAUUGAACUCCUGCCCAACGCCUGACUGAAAAACGGUCUUUUUUAACAACAGUGUAAAAGCACUUGAAGGUUGCACGCAGACCUGCUGUCACAUAACAACAAUGUGUCCAUAAAUCACACUUUGAGAAUGUUUUUGCCUUCGGCAGCAGGACAGAUGACCAUUAAACCAGCUCAUCUCUCACUUCCUGCUCGCUUCCGCCGUCUUUCCCGGCUUCAGGCUAUGAUUUGAUAACGGAUGAUGAAUGAAAUCUCUGUCAGGAUUGUAGAUGAAAUGAUUAGCAGCAGAAAGCGGCGGUCUGUUCUGCUUAGUAUGUGCUGAAUGAGACCAUUUCAACAGAUUAUUGUCUCAAAGUGCAGCCUGGGAGACAUUUUUAGCCUGCAGCUUGUAUUUGUAUUGGCCCUCGUCAUAUUAUGAAAUAAAAUACAUGAAUUAUCAA